CAAAGACUACCGACAACACACUGUUAAGUGAUACCGAAUAUUUACCAAAUCGAUAGUUAUUUUUUUGCUCUGUUCUAUCAAGAGUUGACUCCCGAUGGAUCGGAUGGAUGGAUGGUGUGGUGACCGAUGGCGACCGAUGAUGGCGCUUAGAACUUUAUUUAAGAACUUGUUUCGUUUCGGUUACACGCAUUGGUUCUGCAGAUCGGUUACGGUGUCCUGUGUGUGCCGAAAAAAAAGAAGCAUACAUUCUAUAAAAGCCGCCCAACUGGACGGCCGCUGGAGCAGUCAAUUCUAGUGAAGCUGGUCGGUGUGUAGUGAAGGUGGUUAGCACAUCACAUCGCAUCUUUUUCGUCGGCUCGUUGCCUAAUUGGAAAGGAAGCACAUAUCCACAACCUGGUGAAUGUUACCCGAGGUCGACUGCUGAUCGGUGAUAGUGAAAGUGAAUUGUGUGUGGAUUCCUCUAGAAUUGAAGCGGAACGGGGUGGCGAUUGUAAAAAUAUCGGUAGUUUCGGAAAAAGGAAGAAAAAAUCACAGCUGCAACGAUGAAACGACUUCUGGUGUGUUUGGUUUUUUGUGUGAUAUUGAGGAUAGAAUUGGUCCAUAGUGUAUUACCAAACAUACUGCCGAAGACCUGCUCACGCACUGAUCCCAAUUUCGAGCGUUGCGUCAAGGCGGUGGUCGAACAAAUCCGGCCGAACAUUGCGAACGGUAACUACGGACCCGGUCAACCGAAAGCCCCAUCGCUGGAACCGAUCUACGUCGAUCGACCGCUGAACAUAGACAAUGCCGGCUUCCGUGCGAAGCUUUCCAACGUGACGAUUAAGGGUGCCGGAGGAUUCGUGGUUGGUCGAAUCAAGUUGGACUUGGAGAAUAAGGCUAUUAAUGUCAGUGUGAAACUGCCCAACAUGCUGGUCAACGGACAGUACAAUAUGGAUAUGCAACUGCUCCUGCUGAGGAUCACUGGUCAGGGUGAUUUCGAGCUGAAACUUGAUGAUACCCUUUGCAAUCUGAGAAUGAAGUACCUCAUCAAGCGGUCCCCGAGUGGGGAAGACGUCGUUCAAUUCGAACCGAUUCAGGUGAAGCUGAAGUUUGUCAAGGGACGCUUCAAUCUGCAGAACCUGUUCAACGGCGAUCAGACGCUCGGCCAGGUCGGAAACAAUGUCAUCAACGACGAUCCGCUGGUGCUGCUGGAGGAAGUGCGGCCCGCUUUCGAAGAUAGCUUGGGUCGGAUCUUCACUGCGAUCGCGAACAGUGCGGUCAGUGGGGCGACUGAACUGGAACUGAUUCCGCUUUGAUUGGCGAAUUCGCUCUCUGCUAAACCAAUGCCAACGCCAGCGCGGAUUAGUGAUAGUACAAAGCUGAUUCUGAUUUUGCCUAAAGGAAACUGCGGAAUCCAAUUGUUGAAUGCUCGAACGGUGGCUUUU
Molecule: messenger RNA, 1424 nt
Organism: Sabethes cyaneus
Lineage: Eukaryota; Metazoa; Arthropoda; Insecta; Diptera; Culicidae
Product: protein takeout-like
Exons: 4
Coding region: 543-1295 (250 amino acids)
Source: RefSeq, a predicted model, not a curated record